Molecule: messenger RNA, 16378 nt
Organism: Cinara cedri
Lineage: Eukaryota; Metazoa; Arthropoda; Insecta; Hemiptera; Aphididae
Source: the annotation of a GenBank genome assembly
ACUGACGACGGCGGUCCACGAAAGCGUUUGGAAAACGACAGAGAGAGAGAGAGAAAAAAAAAAAAAAACGAAAUACGCAUUUUUACGUAUAUAAUAACGCGUACAUACAGUCGAGUGCCGAACGGCUAUCGCGUUAUUUAUAGACGCGCCGAGGAAAUUUUUUUUUUUUUUUUCAUGUUUCACGACAACUGAAUUACAACCGUGUAGAAAACCGCUGCAGUAUACGCGACGCGUCGUAUUAUCGCGGCAGUCCGUCGCGCGCUCGCCUUUUUCGCCGCCGCCGUUUGCGGCCGAAUCGAAAUACGGCAUUUCACCCGUGUACGGUGUACACGAGGUUUUUGCGAGUGCACCCGUUGGCCGGUACACAAUAACACAAUAACACGAAUCGUACGCGGAUAAAUACGGGUAAAUACUGAGAAAAAAUAAAAAAAACUACGAUCGCCCGACGACGUCUAAACGACAAUAAUUAUUAAUACUGUUCGUAUUCCGCUCGUACGUCACCCAGGUAGAGGGCUACGUCUCUGGCCGCAAUUUCAAAAGUUUCCCGUGAUACAGCAGUCGCGAAAAUGGACUCCAACGGCGGCGGCUAUAACAACAACAAUUACCGGAAAUACAAACGCGGCAACGGCCCGCCGGCGAACCCGAAGACCAAAAAACAGUUGGAAAACGAACUGAACCGGCAGCGGAGCUUUUACGUGCCGUCGGCCGCCACUGCCGCCACCGCCGCCGCCGGUCCGCAAAACCAUCACCACCAUCGCGUCGCACAAGAUGGCAACAACACGCAGGUACCUCUGAACCAAACAUUACCGUAGUUGCAGGUCCGCUGUAUAAUCGAACGUCGCGGCGACGACUAAACGUUCGUGCGAAACCCGCACUCGUUCUCGCCGGACUUAACGUUUUUUUUUUUUUUUUUUUUUUUUUUUUUUUUCUUCAAUCGGUGAACGGCAGCCUAGUCGAUCGUAUAGAUCUAGUUGACAGGAGAUGAUCACGAUGACGACUACACGGGGAAUUAUAGUCGAUCGGCGGGGGGGGGAGGGACUAGUGUUGUCAACUCGGUGGUCCCGAUCGAAAUCCCGACAGUCACAUACCGUGAACUAUUGAAGGGGAUUUUUCUUCGCAGCGUUUGUAUAAUUUGUUUUUUUUCUUACAUGUAAAAUUUGUACAUUUGUAAAUUCGUACUCUAUUUACUCUAUCAAAAUGUGACGAGUUACUGAAUGUAUUGAUUUUAUUUUAUUGGUUAUACGUUUAAAAAAAGUUUUACUUAUAUUUUCGUUUACAAGUUGAUAACCAGUAUAAUUUUAAGGGACGUAAUUGGGCCAUCACCUACACAAUCUUAGUGGAUGCCGAUAAUCAUGUCUGCGAAAUUCUGUGGGAUAUUGUCUAUUGGAAUUUUAACUUUGUCGGGGUUUUGAUCCUGUCGAAACUGUCGGGAUUUUUACUGUGGGGAUUUUUAACGCCUCCCGUCAACGGGAUAUAAUAAUUGUCUCGAUCCCCCGGUCGACUAGAUCCCCGCGAGUCGAUUAGUUUCACUGAAUCCCCUCGGGUCAUCUAGAUCUAUGUGAACGGUCAUCGAAAUCACCAAGAUCUAAACGACGUGCGAAAGAUCUAGUCAACGGGGGAAAUAAUUGAUCGGCGAGACAGGAUUCAGGACAAAAUAACGGGGGGGGGGGGGGAGGAAUUUAUUUUGAAAAUUCAUAAAAGGCAAAACACUUAUGUACAUUUGGAUAUAGGUAUAUUAAUUGUAUAUAUUAGUAUACUAGGUAGCGAAUGAAAUGGAGAAGUUAUCGUCUCAUUCCCGAUUCUCCCCGGGAUCCGCCACUGGAUCGAGAUCGUUACGGGGAUCUAGUUAACCGUGGAUCUAUAGGUCAUUUAGAUCCCUUUGACAGCUAGUUUAGCUAGAUCCCCGCGGGUCAAUUAGUUCCACUGUCAACUAGAUCCUUUCCGCGUCGUUUAGAUCUAUAGGUGAGGGUGACGCUUCACCGUUGUAUUUUAUGUAUUAUAUUAUUAUAUUUGUAUUGUUUUCUCUGUCUCGAACAUGCAGGGAGACUAUUCGAACAGGAAUAGUAGUAAUAGUAACUGCGGUGGUGUAACAAUAGGACAAAAGAAACCCACGUUGGCGAUUUAUCGUCCGCCGAGUAUGUAUUACAUUUUGCAAUAUUUGUUUCAUAAUAUGGUUAACAUCAUCCGCCUGCAGUUCGUAUGCCGUUCCCCGACUUAAUGCCCUGCUGCAGCGGUCGAUACGUAACCCGCAAAACCGAGUUUGAUGAACGUUUUUUCGAGAAUUUUUUUUUUUUUUUUUCGGUUUAUACCUUACAUCUUGUUAAAGAAUCAAUUUCAAUGUUAUUAAUAUCAAAAACGCGCGACUCUUGUCGGAAUAGAUAGUCCGAAAAGGUAGUCACGCCGACCACUGCAGCAGACCUCGCCGUUUAACACGUUCCAACGGAAUUAUUUCGGAUCAAUAAUAAAUACAAAAUUAAAUCCAAUAUUACUGCUCCUGUAAACGAACAAUUGAAUUUGGUUUCUAAUACAGUUUUUAUUUGAUAAUACAAGUAGCUAAAUUGGGGGGCGACAAUUUAACAAUUCAAGAAAACGCGAUAUCCGAAUUGCGUGAUGUCCCCCCCCCCGACCUUCUAAACGCACGACAUAGCAAAUUCGCGUUCAGCAGAAUCAAUUUAGUGCUGUUCGCUUUAGUAUUUUAACGAAUUGAUGCAUUACCUACAAACUCAAGGUUAAGAACAUUAUCUGUGUUUGUACGUCAGUUGUUUUUUUUUUGGUUAUUUCUAUUUUCGAGCGAGUUAUAAGCUUUUAUUUAAAAAAAGUAAUAUUUCAUAUAAUUGAAAUAUCCAAAAGAAACCGAUGUGCAAACACAGAUAAUAUUUUUACUUUUGAGUUUUACAAUAUUUGAUGAUUUCAAUUUUAAGGGAAUUAGUGUCAGAUUAAGUAUACUGUUAAAGCCUAAAAACUGAACAAAACUAUAGGAAUUGUUUUUGGGGUGGAUUUGGUAUUUUGGUAAUAGAAAUGAAAUUAUUUUACUAAAAAUCGUGUAAACAAAUUUAUAAAUUUCCGAUUUCGCCUUUUAUUUGUGAUAAAAGUUAAAAUUAAAAAAAAAAAUUCCAUCGCGUCCUACAUGUAAAGUACCUAAAGAAUUAUAUUACAAUAUGUUUUCAAAAUUUAAAUGCCUCAAACUCAAUUUCUGCGGUUUUGUUUAGCUAUUCGGCCUAAACGCUCAUAUUUGUCGGUAAAAACAGCUGUAAUCCUUCCCCUUGAAUAGGUAUUGGGCAGUGGAUUAGAGAAAAAGUCUUAUUUUCCGUCAUUAAAAUGUAAAAAUAGAUGAUAAAAUUUAAUAAAAUUUAAAGCCGUCGCCAAUCCCUUAAAUACUAAUACUCACUGCACAAAACUGGCCCUUCUGAACGCAAACGUAUUAUUUGUAUUGUUUUCGUGUGUUUGAAAGAAUUUUUUUUUUGGACAGUCUCAUAUAAUUUUGAUAUUUAGUGUCCAAAUUGACUAAAUUUCGUACUUUUAAUAAAUUAUCGGACUUUGUAUCAGGCAGACAAAGUACAAGCGGUACACGUCUUUUUCAAAAGUCGAUAAAUCGCAAUAACGAAUUGGUACGAUAUAGUUAUACAUAUUGUAUAAAUAAAAACAUCUAUACAUUAUAAUUUAACUAAUUCUAUUAAUCGAAUGGGGGAGGCUAUCCGAAAAAAAAAAAUGUAGAAUCUCAAUUACGUAUAUUAUUGUCUUUUAAAUUUGUACACCAACAGUAUUUUCCCACCCCACCGUGUAAUUAUAAGUAAUUAAAUGGUAUUUUGUUUCAAAGCUCGUGUUUCCGCUCUACGGCAUCCGCACUGUCAAUUAAUUCGCUAUUUCGUUAAUUAAAGUGUAAUAUUGAUGAUAUUUACACUCUUUAUACUAGCCCUAUACCCUUCGAAUAAUACAGUAUACAAUGAUCGGGUCACAGACGAUGCGUCGUCGUCUGUGACGAUCGGUUUACACUCGUUAAGUGUCGUUGCAAUAUUUUUAUAAUGGGAAUAGCCGGAUUGCAUUUAUUACCUAAAUUCAGGCACGUGCAUGGAAAAAAACUCGGGAAGGUCCCUUUAAUUAAAAAAUCUAAACGUUUUGAACUAUAUAUUAUCCUGGAACCUGGAGUCUUAUACCUCCCGCUGUAUACGUACAUGUUUAUAUUAGAAUAGCUGAAUUGAAAUUCAGUUGGAAUCGGGAUAAAAACGGUAACGGUCGAACUGCAUUUGGGUCAAAAAAGUGAUAAUUAAAAAAAACAACAACGUUAAACUAAAAAGUUUUGAAAAAGCUAAUUUACCAUCCUACUUGCAGCCUUAAGAGACUUCUGUAUAGUGUCUCACCAAUUUAAACUGAAUUUUAAAAAAAAUCGCACGAUGGAUGGGCCACUAUUUUAGGUGAGAAAUUGGGAAGAUAUUGAAUUAGAGGAUAUCGGAGAAUUUAAUGUAUUUUUAUAUACAACGAUUGAUCAUCGCUGAGGAAAGCGAUUCUGAUCGGAGUUCGGUUAUACAUAUUUUAAAAGCCCGUAAUAUUUACGAUUUUAAUUAAAAUUCUUAUUAAAAAAAAAUACUACAUCAAACUCAACUUUUUCUUGUUGACCAAUAAUACAACUAGAACCUCCUGUUAAAUCGCCUAGCAUUUCUGUUUGUUAUAACAAUUGUAUACACUGAUUACUUACCGAAUAAAUAUUAUAGGUACGUAAAAAACUCUCAAAAUUAAAAUGUCUAUAAAUAACUCAAAAUGGCUCAAAUGUUUUGAAAAUUGUAUCACGUCUAGAACAGCUAAAUAUAAGGUUUCUUUCAGAAAACGUACUAGAUUUUAUAAUCGAAGCUAGAUUUCUGGUAAAAAAGUUGUUUACAGAAAAAAAAUAAACAUCAUUUUAAAAUCAAUAUUUUUCUCGGUUCGCUCAGAAUCUAAAUUUAAACCAAAUAUGUAUUAUACUUCACAUAAGAAGCCAUUCCCCAGUUUCUGUUUUAGAUUUUUAUGAAAAAAUAAAUUUCAUUAAAUUAUAAUAUUGUAUUAUUUUAUAAUCUAAAUAACUCAUUUUUAACUAAGUCUAAUUAAAUUGUAAAUGUGAAGGGAAAUUAGUUUAAACUAAGGUUUUUUCGGAUAUUUUUGUUGAAACUACUUUUUUGACUUGAGUCCAGUUACUUACCUUUUUUUUUAAUCAAAGUAAAAUUCUACUUUACUCAUUAUAAUAUAUAUCUGAUUUCGAAAACAUAACUAUGUACUCAAAUAUAUAGGUACUUCCUAUUGCUGGAGUUAUAUCUUUGGUUCCGAAGAAGAAAGGCUUAAGAACUUAGCCAACGUCAUAGGACAAAAAUGAAAUUUUGAAGAUUGCAAACAAAUAACGGAAAUUAUGAAAUCACGGAAAAAUGAUGUAAAAUUAUAGUACAAUAUUACUAUGGAAAAAAUUACAUAAGAAAAUUAUUUAAAAAUAUACAAACAAUUGACUUAAGUCUUUCUUCCUUGGGAGUCCGGAAGCAGUGAUAUAUUUAGAUAGUUACUAUGAAAUUCCAUUAUUUUUUGAAUGAGGGAUUUAUUAAUCCUUAGGUAUGUGUGUUGCAUACACUAUAACGGAAUUUCAUACAACAUUAUUCGAAUAGUUCAAAUUUGUAACCGUAUAAAUAAUGCAAGUUUGCGGUAUUAUAAUCAUAGAUGCAAUUUGGAUAGAGGUAGAGGAGGAUAAACCCGCUUUGGCCAGUGUCAAAUCCAUUUUGAGUGACGAGAACCCAAAUAAUUUUAGCCCAAUGUAUAAUGCAAUAUUGCGCAUUUUCAAUUGAAAAUAAUUGGUGAUCAUUGAUCAAUAAUAAGAUAAAAUUACUUCACCAAAAUAUUGUACUUAUUUUUUUUUUUCAUUGUAUGAUCAUACUGAAAUCUAUUUGAUUAAUCAUUUGGGACUACAGAAUUACAACUGGAUUAAAUAACCAAUAACAACCUCGGUUUUUUAAAAUUUGCGCUCACUAUCAUCCCCGUUAGUUCUGCCACUUUUGAAUGCCCACUUUCAACAACUCAAAUUGCGCCUAUGAUCAUAAUAUAAUUAUUAUACCAACGAGAGUUUCGAAAAAAAUAUAUAUUCUUCUAUUGGCUUUUGAUUCGAGAAGCCACAAAUGGAAACGCAACGCUGCAGAUUAAUCCGUUUGUACAAAAUCACAAUGCUUUCCAAAGCCCACCGAAAGCGAUUGCAUCAUAAUCAUACGAGAAAACUGAGCGAUGAAUUUAAUAUACUUGAAUAGUGAUUUACACGUUGUAUUAUUAAUCUAUAUUAAAUAUAAACAAAGCUGGACAGUAACUAUAAUUUAAAAGUUGAAUCGUAAGUUAAUUUUUUUUAACAACUUUCAACUGUUUAAUUUAACUAUAAUUGAAAAUAAAAAUAAUAUGUCAGAAAAAAAAACUUGAUUAUAUUUUUAAGUUAAUAAUUUUAACCUUUUUUUUUAUUUAUUUGACUACGGGAAAUUACGUAUAGUGGGGUGUAGUAAGGGUGUAAUAGUGUAUAGUAGGGUGGCCAUAUUACAAAAAAAAGACAGGACACUUUUUUUGCAAUGAGUAAAAAAAAAAAAGCAUCGACUGUCAAAACAAGAAAAAAUAUAUAAUACUUACACACUUAUUAUAACAAUAUGUAGUCUUAUAUUACGCGGCAUACUACAUCAAAAAUAUAGAAUGCUACAUUAUUACAAAAUUGUGUGUCGUAACAUACCUACACAUUUUUUAAAUGGUAAGAUUUGUAUAGGUAAAACAUCUAUAGCAGAUCUAUUAUAGGCGAUGUUUUAUCAAUUAAUCGAUAAAAUAAUUUUUUGAUGAAAAAAUAGUGAAAAACAGUUUUAAAACAGAACAAUCACGGAAAAUAGGACUAAAUGCAUCCUGUUUAAUUCCAAUUGGAAAAACAGGACAUCAAUCUGAAAAACAAGACAAUCCUGUUUAAAAAAGGACGUAUGGUCACCCUAAUACAAAGUAAAGGUUAAUUUUAAAAAAGUAACUUUUAACUUUACCUAAUUAUCAUUUUUUUGAAAAUGCAGCAUCCUUAGUUUUUAUUUAUAUCAUAUGAUAACUUAACUUAAAAAAAAUACGAAAAUUGGUUAACUUGUCCAGCUUUGAUUUUAAAUUUAAACGUGGACAUUUUAAAACCAUUAUUAUACUUACUCGGCAGAGUUCAGAAUUUUCAUACAUAAUAUAAUAACAUUAUGCUUUUGCAAAUUCGUCAACCCUUUUUUGCCGUUUAUAUCGCAUAUUAUUUUUAUAAAUAUACACGUAGACAUUUUUUUAUAUUAUCGUUAUACACACUUUUUAUUUUAUUUGUGCAUAAAACUAUAAAAUAAUAAUGUUAUGUAUCGUGUACUCAGUACCUACCCACUAAUCACUGUACCUGCAUAUUUAUAAAAUAAUAAAUUCAAGUAUGCAUUACAAGUGCAAUAUUGCUAACACGUUUUUAAAAAAAAAAAAAAUAAAUAUAAUAUAAAUACCUAACCCAGUAUAUCGUAAUAUGUAGGUAGUCAUAAAAACGUGGAAUUAUAGUAAUUUAAAAUUGUAUUGAAUUUACUAGCAUAAUAGUUUAAUAUGGUAAAUCUCUUUUUGUUCUUUAUACAAAAAGUUUUUAAUUUAUAACAUUUUAGAUUCUGAGUGGAACGAGGAUUGCAUUGGUUUUACAAUUAUGUUUAUUUUUUUUUCUGUAAACCACUUUUCUACCAACAAUUUUAUUCCGAUUUACAAUGAUCGUACUUUUUCUGAAAGGAAAUCGGACUGGGGAGGUACUUUAGGAAGUUCACUUUUGGAUUUUCCCAGGAGUUUUCUCAAUAAAUAGAAAAAAAACGGAGGAAAAAGGGGAAAUUACAUGAAAUGUAUUAAUAAAAUAUUACGGUCUUUUUUUUUUUGCGGACAACUUUUCUGCCAGCAACUUUGUCUCAAUUUACGAUUAUUUACAAAUUCAUUACAUGAAAUAUGCAUUAUUUAAUGCAAAUAACAAAGGAACACUAUCAACCGAACUCCGCUCAGAAUGGUUUUUUUUGUUAGCAAUUGAUGGUAGGACCUAAGGGUAUUUUCUGUGAAAACAUAAAGCUUGAAUAUGAAAAUGUUUGGAGGGAGGGGUUGAAACUUUAAACCGCCAAAAACACAUCAUUGGUACUUACACCACGCAUAUUCAAAAUGUCAUCCUCUAGAUUUCAUUUAGUGGGUAGGAGUGUAUAUAGCUAAAACAAUCCUAUUUCCGUAACAACACGGUUAAAUUCAUAUUGAAAUUCAACCAAAAUUUAAUAAUAUCAAUUCUCCUGUAAAAAAAAACCUUUAAUUCUCGAGUCCAAAGCUACCAAAAAGUGUCCAAAAGUAGUAUAAGAAAUAUACAUUAUGUAUUUAUUAUGCAUAGUCUUAGUCAUAGACUAUGCAUAGUCUCUAUAGUGUCAGGGAAAAUUAUACUAAAACUUUAAAAAAAUAGUAUCCAAAUAGUUAAUAUUUUAAAUAGACACUAAUUAUAAAUAUUAUAGUAAUUAUAAUAUAAUUUAUAAACUAUAGGUACGCAUCUAAAUACAUCUCAGGAUUUAAUUUACUCUAGAUUAUUUUAUGUGUGCUUUGGUGUUCAGCAUGCGAAGUCCUUUUAUUUAUGGCGUGUAUUUGGCAUGGUGUGUAUAGGUGUUCGAGGUGAUAUAAAUAAUAACAGUGAUAAUGUAUAUAUAGCCAACGGACCACAGAAAUCGAGAAAUAUCAAAGAUGUCGCUUCGAACAUGUCGGCCGAUGCGUACUGUAAACUCAACGUGCACGCUAAAGAGUUUUCCUUGGAACGUUCCAAAACCGCUCCUCAGUCCAUAAUGAAUGGUGCGAAACCGGAGUGAGUUUGUUUUAAUUUUUUAAUAAUAAUCUGAAUACAAUAGAAUAAGUUACCUGCACAGUGGUUACAGAAGUUUACUUCAAAAUUACAAGUUUAAUACAUUCCAAAUAUAAGAACAUAUUUUGUUUGUGCUAUACAUUUAUAUGCCGUCUACGAAAUGAAUCACAUUAUAAACAUACAAUUUAACAUUAUUCUUAAUCUCUAUGUUAUUUCGUAGUUGUGUACUUGUGUGUGCACUUAACUACCUAUCCAAAACAUUAUUUGUAUAGAUUUAUAUAUUGCUCCAAUUUUGGCCAAUGGUGGGCAUCAAACCUUAACUAAACUGCCUAAUUAAUUAUUUGUAUUGUUAACAACUAGUUUAAGUUUUUAUUAUAUUAAAUUAAUUUUAUAUUGUUAAUUUCCAUAAAUAUCCAUUUAAUUAAAUGACAAUGUCGCUUCUAGUUUAUACUUAUGGACAAGGUGAACUGUUACCCGUAUCAAAAUUAUUAGUAUUCAUCCGUUCGAUGCAGUGUCGUUUUGAAAAGUAAAAUUCGAUUAUUAGUCGAAAAAAUAUAAAUGUUUCUUUAGUUUCUAUUCAUUAUUUGUAUUACCUUCAAAAUAGAUUCUACUAGUGUACACGCAAAGUGAUUAAAAAAAGGAAAUUAUACCUAUUUUGUUCAAGUAGAAAAAAAAAUUUGUAUUUUAGAUUCUAAACGAGGCGAGGAAUGUACUUGUUUUACUAAAUGUUUUUUUUUUUUAAUAUUUUUUCUGUCCGUAAACAACUUUCCUACAGGAAAUUAAAACAUGUUUUGCCGAACUUAACUCAGAAUCGUUUUUCGUUGCCAAUGGUCUAUCGUCGUAUACAGAUAUAAAUCAAAUAACUCUAUACAUCCCACCUUCUCGAAAUUAUAUCUCAUUAACAAUGACACAUCCAUUAGCAUUAUCAUUUAUUUAGAUUCGGACCGUGGCGAUGAUUCCAUUGGUUUUACUGUGAUGUGUGCUUUUAGACUCUGAGCAUAACGAGGCAUUUAUUGGUUUUACUAAGAAGUGUAUUUUUUUUUUUUUUGUAUCUGUAACAACUUUUCUACCAGAAAUAUUGAUUUGAUGUACAGAUUAUAGUACUAUAUUUGAAAGGAAAUUUUGUUUGGUUGGUUGAUUGGCGCAUUAGAGGGAUUAUUGUUUAAUUUUCCAUUGGGUUUUCAAAAUAACUGGGAAAAAAGGGAAAGUAAAUUGUAGGGGAAACAGCAAAUAUUUACGUCAAGCUGCGUCGAUUUCAUUGUUUUAAAUUUGUAUACACAAUUUUUUCCAUCGGAAAUAUUACUUCAGUCGAAAAAUGACAAAGAAUCAAUUUUAUUCCAUUUAAUAUAUAGCCACUGACAGAAAAAGUCAUUUUUUUUUUAUAUCUUAUGUAGUUUGUAAUAAUUGGAAAAAACCAAAAAAGACAAAAAAUAUGAUGUUUUCAAAUUACAACGAAGCGAUUUCAUUAUUUAAAAUUUGUAUGUUUUUAUUUUUCUACCGGAAAUUUGUGUACAAGUUUCAAGAAAAGCAUAUUUUCUAUAAGAAAAUGUUGUCUAGUCUGUGAGUAAUAAAAUUAUUGAUUGAUUUCCCUAAUAAUUUUUCUAAUAGUUAUGAAAAACCGGGAAAAACGUAGAAACCGCGGCCAAGUGUACGGGAUUUGUGUUUGUUGUUGGUAUUCGAUUAAAAUUAUUGUAGAAACAUACAGUUUUAAGAAAAUACUUAUAUUGGCCUUUUGUAGACGUGGUGAAAUUUUCAAAACAUUCUAACUAUAUUUAGGUCUUUGAUAUUUUCGUGUUUCUAUGUUUAUUUUUAUUUGGCAGGUAUCUGUUAUAUAAAUUAUAUGAUUUUCAGAGAAAUUCUUGAAAAUUUAAUACAAGGUGAAUUUUAAGUUGUACUUAGUAAUCUAAAAAAAAAAAAAAAUUUAAUUUUCAUUAGUUUUUUUUUCAUAAUCGUUUUAAAAUCCCAAUUUUGACGAAAAUCGUAAAAAUUACAGCAUUUUAAAAUACCAAAUUUCCAAAUUACCGAAUUUCACUUCAAAUCGUUUUUCGCUAGCAAUGGUUUAAUCUUCGCGUACGGAUGAAAAUUAAACACAUUUCUGUACCCUAUCUUUCGAAUUCUCCAUCUACAACAAUGGCUUCACCCGUUCCCAGUAUCGUCUGUUUGUUUAUUAUUAUUAUUUAUUAUUAUUGGCCUCGGGUGUUAAGGAAAAUACAAUUUGAAAAAAAAAAAUGUUUAAAAAACGAUUAAAGAGUAAAUAAUAGUUGAUUAUGGAGAAAAACCGCACUAUAUUCAUAAAAAAAAAAAAAAUGAAUCAUCUCUCCCUUGCUGAUACGUGGCUGCGGUCGUAAUGGACAUUAAUAUUACCUCAUAUUUGUUUCUAUUAUGUGUAUGUGUAUAUUCAUGUUUGGAACGAAAUUGACAUCGGUCGCAAUAUUGACCGAACAAGAAUAACACAGUUAAUUUUUAUCUCAAAUAUAUGCAUUUAAAUUUUAUUUUAUCGUGUAAACAUAUUUAGUAGCCAACGUAACGAUGAUACGAUGUAUAGCAGUUAAGGAUUGAAUUUCUAUAACCUAAAAAUAUAAUACAUUAAUAUCGUGUGUUAUUUGUUUCUGCAGCACCACUCAACAUAAUGGCAGUACUACACCGAUGUUGUCAAGGUCGAGAACGUUUUAUACAAACGGUGAAAUCAAACCGAACAGUCAAAAGAAAAGUUUCGAGUAUAAAGGGUACAAAAAUAAUUUCCAACAGACGAAUAAAAAUAUGCAAAUGCAAAAAGAUGUUCAGGUAAUUAUUAUUAUAUUAUAUAACUAUUAUUUGAGCAAAGCGAUGAAACUAUUGGUUCUACUAUGUUUACAUAUUUGUUUUAUAUCUGCAAACAACUAUUCUAUUAAAAAUCUCACUCGAAUCAAAAACUUUAUAGGAACUUGCAUGUAACAUAUAUUGAUGUGUUUGGUGCAUCGAGGAGGUCAUUUUUUAAUUUCCCUUGUAGUUUUCUUAAUUAACGGGAAAAACUGACAAUUUUUCGUAUAAUUUUUGUUGAUUUCUAGGUUACUUUUUUUUAAAAACAUUAUUAUCACUAUUAUAAUUGAAUAAUAAAAAUAUAUUGUACUCACGCAUAUAUAGGGUCCAAAAGUGCAAUUUAAAGAACCUAAGCGGAAAUCAAAACCCGCAGUGUUAAGCGACGAAGUGAAUAAAUCUGUGACGGACUCGAAAAUAGAUUAUACAUUAAGAAGGUCGAAAAGCUAUAACGGACCCGAUAGUAAAUACUAUCAAAACACUUCCGAAGAAACGAAUAAUUCGUCGUAUAAAAUACACCAGACGAACGAAUUUUGCAUCAAAGAUUUGAGUUGUUUUCCCGAAGACAUUAAUGAUAUGGCCAAACGUAUAGUUAAAGGUAAUGUGUACAAAUAAGUAGUAUAGUAAAAAUGCUCCAAAUUAUUGUUUGAACUUAUUCUUAAAGAUACUGAUUUUUUUGCCCGAUGGUACUUUAUUUAAAACGAUUUCUAGAUUCCCAAAAGUUUUGUCUAUAGAAUUUAAAAAACUGACAACGAAUAUCGACAUUAGUUUUUAUUUUGUUAAUUUCUGGGCUUCGAUUGAAAAACACGACUAAUACUAUUCCGCUCGGAAUCGGUUUCUGAUUACAAUGAUUUAUCGUUGCUUCCAUUAUAUGAAGUAAUUAGAACGUCCGGCUUUUGUUUUUAAAAACUAACCAUGUUAAGAUUUUGUACAAUAAUUAUGUCCUGAAUCUAUUUUGAGCGUAUAGAAUUACAAGAAUCUUAUUUUUUUUUUUUUUAUUUCAGAUACAAACAAUUCACCGACGAAAGAUUUAAUGCUCUUAGCUUUGAAAAUAAUCGAACACGUGGUUAGCAAGGAAGACGCUUUGAACCCUUCGGUUAACCUGUCCCUGUUUAUAAUUGAGGUGAUUUUUUUUUUGUGUUAACGUCAUCUUGAUGAUACACACAGUAAAAUGAUAUUCUUAUCAAUUUUAAGAAUUUAACCAUUAUAAUAUAUAAUAGAGAGAUACAAGAGAAACUUACGUGAAUAUGAUAAUCAAUACCAUACAACUGUGGUUUGUAAAACGAGAGAAACUUUUACAACCACCCAGAUUCUGCGCGUACGCGACGUACGUGUUGAAAAUGUAUACAGGGGUAAGUAUACGAAAAAUUAAUAUUAUUUUACAAAAUAUAACCUAAUAAUAUAAUAAUAUAAGUUUUUGUAAAAAAAAAAAAAAAUGUUUACAUUAUAUUUCAAUUAAUAAUUUAAUAUUCAAUUACGUUUGUAGAAUUACACUAAAAUUCUAAAAACAGUAAUAAUUUUAUUUUAUUUAAUAUUUUUUGUUAGAAAAUAAAAUAUGCAGUCGAACAUCUCAUAUUUGUGAAGCAACGAAUAAAUAAUAUAUUUUAAAUUUAUUAUUAUUUCAAUUAAAGUAAAAUGAAAUUUACAGAUGAAACAGAAUAAAGUGUUGUCGAACAGAAUGGAGAAAGAAGUGUACUCCCGCAAACAAAGUCUACUCAUUUUAUUGUUUAAGAUUUGUGAACACUGUUUAACACCCACGAAAGAAGAGGACGCAAUUAAAGAAGAAGAAGUAGAAAAUUGAAUUAUUCAAUCGUAUCAGUGGCGUGUGCAGGAGGGGAGGGGGUUAUAUUCUAUACCUAAAUAAUACACUAUAAGUAUUUAUUUAAUAAUUUCAUCUUGACGUGUGUAUGUUUCGGCCGAUGUGUUAUACAAAGAAAGCUAUUAAUUUAUGGAGAAAAAUUUGAUUUUACACCUAUACCAUUAAAAAUCUCCUGGGCAAACCACUGAUUUGUAUCUAUUUUAAUAUAAUUCUUUUAUACCAGGGAAGAAAGACUUUUUCAAAAUCAAUUUUGUAGAGUUUUCAACACAAGCAAAUAUAAUUUGAAAAAUCAUAGUAUAUAACAUAUAACCUUACUAAUACACUACAUAGGUACACUGAUUUUGAAAAUACAUACACUUAUGUCACUUAGACUAAAACUCAAAGGGUAGAAAAUGAUUUAAGAUAAAAUUAUAAAAGAAAAUACAAAAAUUGACUUAAGUUGUUCUUCCUCGGGACCAAUGGUUAUGGAGAUAAUAAUCGAUUGAUUCUAUUUUUAUUUUCAUCAGGCCGAAUGUUUGUUUGACAUAGUGAACGCCGUCGGACGGGACUUAGAACAAGAAGUCCCGGACAUGGUAAAACAGCUGUACGUGGCCAUCCGGGACGUAAUGUUGACCCGCGAUUGUUCCACGUCCACGAAAAAGAUCCUUUUGCAUCUGAUCGAACUGAAAGCGUCCGCGUGGGCGCUGCCGCCAUCCACCAUAAACUAUUAUAGCUCGAAAACGAACAUUUAGUACCUAUAUUUUUGCGAUAUAAUAACGUAUUAUUAUGAUUUUAUUUAAGUGAUAUAUAUAUUUGUGGCUUGGUGCAAGAAGGGUCAACGCAUUUUGUGAAUGUCGGGAAAUGGGCUUUGAAAUUUUAAUUUCCCAUAAGGCUAUGCGUAUUUUAUUAAAUGUUUAAUUUUCAAUUUUCAUUUAGAAAAUAAAAAUUGUAGGUACACUUUUUCUUUUUUAUCUCUACUGAUUUUUUCAAAGAAUUGACAUUGUCUCUUCUUGCACCAAGCCACAGAUAUGCAAAAGUAUGUUUAUCGAUAAAUAUACUCAAGUUACGAAUACAUGUUUUAUAUCUCGGUCCCAGGGAAGAACGGCUCAAUUUAAUUUUGAUAAGUUUUCAAUAUGAGCAAAUUGAAUUUUUAAAAUACAUAGAUUUACAUAAUUUAUAUCAAAAAGUAAAGAGAAAAAACAAUUGAAUUUCAAAGAAUCAUUCAGUUUUUUUUUUCAAGCAAUUUUUUUUUCCAAAGAAUCAUAUAUAUAUUAUAGACGUAGUGGAGAAUUUUCGAUUUUUUUUUCCCCUUUUUCUUGAACUUUACUAAUAAUAAAUCAUUUAAUUAUUACAUACAAGUUCACUCCUAGUCAAAUCCCAUAAUAUCCCACAUCUUAAAUGCUAAACCAAAACCGAGCAAAAUGUAUUUACAAACAAUACAGUACUACGCAUAGGUACAUAAUAUAUUUUCACAUAAUAUUAUAACCAGAUGAGAAAUGCAUCGAUGUUUAAAAAGUAUUGAAUAUAACACAAUCCAAAGCACCUAAGUCAAGAUACAGCUUCAUACAUACAUAUACUUAUACAUACAUAUGCACAACGGUGAUUCUAAAACUGAACUUUGAAAUAUUUGUUAAUUAUACAACCUAAAUUGAUUUGAAUAUUUAUAAAAACGAUAUACAAAAAAUUUUAGGAAUUGGACAAUAUUAACCCGUGCCACAAUAGGGUUGAAGUUGCAAUCCCUAUUUUUUUUUAGAAAACAACAUAUUUUUCUAUGUUUUUCAAACAUAGCCUAACUAAUAAUAGCUGUAACGAAAAAAGUAUAAGAACAUAAUUUGUUUAAAACACAUUUUGUGUAUUUUUUAAUCUUAUAUAUUUUUUGAAAAAAAAAAUAACAUUAUUAAUUAAUAUUGUAAAUUGUAAAUGAAUGUGCAAUAUUUAAAAAGUAGACCAGAAUUAAUAAUCACAUUUUUCAGAAAAUUAAAAAUUGAAAAGGAUUUUCCUUCAUAACAUACAUGAAUUCAUAAAACAUUUUUCUUACCAAUGUAUAUUUAAGGCUAAGAAAUGAAAAACUGCCAUCAAUAGUUAAGAUUGUAUUCAUUGUUAAUUAUUAUUUUAUUUUUUUUUUGAGGUCGAUGUUUUGAACGUAUAAUUUUUGACACUAAGAUACGACCGAUUAAUUUUUGAUAAUUGUUAAAAUAGAAUGCGUGAGGUUAUACCGAGGAUCGGGUAAUUUUUAAUUUUGAUACGGGUUAUGUAGGACUCUAUAUCCAAACUCCAAUGACCCAAUAAAACCUGUUAGUUUUAACACAACCACAUUAUUUUUCAGUUAAAUUAAGACCUGCUGUUGUGCAUUUUGAAACAAACUAAUAACAAAUUCGGUUUUGUCUUCAAAAUCCUAUAAAACAGUGUCACUAAUUUUUCCUAUUUUUUGGGACAUGUGAGUUUUAAUUCUGGUCUACUCAUAUAAGGUUGCUAGGCAAUAACCAAUAGUUCAACGGUGAUAAUCGAUUAUGUUUUUUUUUUUAUGUUCUCAAGUUUAUAAUAUAUAGCUUUAGAAAAUAACCGUGGUAUUUUGAACUUUUUUUUGUUUUUGUUUUUUUUUUUUAUCGUAUAAUCAAAUACAUUGUAUACGUAUUGUUUUGAUAUAAUGUAAUUUCUAGUCAUAAGGGUGGUGAGUUAUUUGUUUUUUUUUUUUUUUUUACUUGUUUAUAUCGUUUUUCUAAAAAAAAUUAAAUAAUUGUAAACUCAGUUUUAACUGCAGUAAUAAUGAUAUAUUUCAAAGCUAUAUAUAUAUAUUAGUGUACGCGGCAGUAAACUGCACGUAUCAGCUAUAAUUUGUCUACGCCGUACAAUAAUAUACUAAUAUUUACAGUUUAUGUUAUGUACUCGAAUGUAUACGCGAAUUCAUUGCAAAAUUAUUAUUGCAAUAAAUAUAUAAAAACAAUUGUUUGUACUCG